AUGGAGACAAUCAACGAGCUUCCCCUGUCGGAUGCCCAUAUCGUCCGCGCUGACUUUGGCGAGUCAUACCGCCCUUCGCAAGAGUCAAAAUUCGAAUGUUGCACGCCGGUGCAUUCUCGCCCACCAGAGGCUAGGUUUGAGCCAACGAAGCCGAAGUUAUUCCCCAGCGACAUCUGGACCCUCGCAUGUGCUGUCUGGGCCACUCUGGCCCAGCGGUCCUUGUUCGAGAUGUUCAUGGGUACCGAGGACACUGUGACGUGGAUCCAGGUCCAAGCUCUCGGAAAGCUGCCUGAUGAAUGGUGGGAGAAAUGGGAUGCGCGCUCAGAGGACUUCACGGAAGAUGGCCAGCCUAUUCGAGUUAAUGACAGUCCUGUGUAUACCUUUGACUACCAGUUUGAGAACGCUAUACAAGAAGGGCGGAGAAGAUGUAAAAUGGAGACGAUGGAUUUAGCUGAGAAGGAAGCUCUGCUUGCCAUGUUGCGGCCGAUGCUGGCGUACAGGCCGGAGCAACGUUGCAGCGUCAAGGAGGUUCUUGGAUCGGAGUGGAUGACCAGGUACGCGAUGCCGGACUACGAGAGGCUGCGUGGAGGCCGACGGUAG
Metarhizium acridum CQMa 102 is the source of this 600-nucleotide messenger RNA. RefSeq lists its product as uncharacterized. Lineage: Eukaryota; Fungi; Ascomycota; Sordariomycetes; Hypocreales; Clavicipitaceae. Gene Ontology annotation, molecular function: protein kinase activity; ATP binding. The record is from RefSeq and is a predicted model, not a curated record. Gene Ontology annotation, biological process: protein phosphorylation.